UCAACUUCCGCUUGUUCAAACUGCAAAAUACUCUUCAGUUCAGAGCCUUGCCGUUGGUUUGGUUCUCUGUUCAUCAGUCGUCGUCACUCUCUUCUCAACGCUCUCGCUUUCCCGCCUAUUUAAACCCAUCCGUCUCAAAUGCACUCUCAACUUCACUUCCUCUCCCUCUCCUCCAAACCUCUCACGUUGUUUCCCUCCACUUCUAUCCGCAACGCCUCAACACUCAAUCUUCGUCAAAACGACGACGCUCGCUUGUGUCUUCAUCUUCCCUCGCUUAACCUUCUUUCACUUUCUCUUCAAUCAAGAGCCGUUAAAGUCUCCUCCAUGGCUUCUAAUUCUAACAUCUGUAAUUGCGCCGUCGCCAAUGGAGUCGGUGAACCUGACCUCGGUCUCUUGGCUGAAGUCGGCAAUAAAGUCGCCGAUGCGGCUGGAGAAGUUAUUCGCAAAUAUUUUCGAAGUAAAUUUGAAAUUCUUGAUAAAGAGGACUUGAGUCCUGUAACAAUUGCAGAUCGAACAGCAGAGGAAGCUAUGGUUUCAAUUAUAUUGGAGAAUUUUCCUUCUCACGCAAUUUUUGGAGAGGAGAAUGGAUGGAGGUGUGAAGAGAAGUUUGCUGACUAUGUUUGGGUUUUGGAUCCAAUAGAUGGGACUAAGAGUUUUAUCACUGGAAAACCCUUGUUUGGUACUCUCAUUGCUCUGUUACAUCGAGGGAAACCGAUUCUUGGCAUAAUUGAUCAGCCUAUUUUGAAAGAAAGAUGGAUUGGUAUAAGUGGAAAGAGAACUACAUUGAAUGGGCAAGAAGUGUCUACACGCUCUUGUGCAAAAUUGUCACAAGCAUAUUUAUACACGACAAGCCCUCAUCUCUUCAGUGGAGAUGCUGAACACGCAUUUGAUCGUGUGAGAAGCAAGGUGAAAGUGCCAUUGUAUGGAUGUGACUGUUAUGCUUAUGCCCUUUUGGCUUCAGGCUAUGUGGAUCUUGUCGUUGAGUCUGGUCUCAAGCCGUAUGAUUUUCUUGCUCUGAUACCUGUAAUAGAAGGCGCUGGGGGGCUUAUAACUGAUUGGAGAGGAGAUCAACUUUACUGGGAGGCCUCAUCAGAUUCACGUCCAACAAGCUUCAAUGUGGUGGCUGCGGGAGACAAACAAAUUCACCAACAAGCUUUGGAGGCAUUACAGUGGCUGUGAAGAUUUGCAUUUGUAUGCAACUUAUGGAAAGAAGGUACAAUUCCACCAGUUGCUGUGAUGAGUAGUUGGGUUUAUUUAUUUAUCUCAAGAGGAAGCAUGAUCAUGGGAACUAGAAAUAACAAUUAUUGAGAGGAUUACAUGUCCUUUAUCUUUGCAAUAUAUCAAGAAGAAAUUGCAGCACAACUUCUAUUUAUCAGAAAGUGUAGUACAAUUCAUGAUUUGAUGGCCUA
Molecule: messenger RNA, 1409 nt
Organism: Mangifera indica (mango)
Lineage: Eukaryota; Viridiplantae; Streptophyta; Magnoliopsida; Sapindales; Anacardiaceae
Product: bifunctional phosphatase IMPL2, chloroplastic
Exons: 9
Coding region: 139-1179 (346 amino acids)
Biological process (GO): L-histidine biosynthetic process
Molecular function (GO): histidinol-phosphatase activity
Source: RefSeq, a predicted model, not a curated record